Messenger RNA from Asparagus officinalis (garden asparagus), 518 nucleotides. Its product is annotated as protein SRG1-like. Lineage: Eukaryota; Viridiplantae; Streptophyta; Magnoliopsida; Asparagales; Asparagaceae. The record is from RefSeq and is a predicted model, not a curated record. The transcript has 3 exons. The annotation marks the transcript as partial.
GGGCAGACAUACUUUUACUCACUACUCAGCCACCGAAAAACCGGGACAUGAGGUUCUGGCCAACAGACCCUCCGACGUUCAAGGAGACGAUAGAUAAAUACUCUCUGACUUUGAAGGAAGUAUCAGCUUCUCUACUGAGAUCAAUGUCUGAGAGCUUGGGACUUGAAUCUGAGUAUCUGAUCAACGUUUUUGAGGAUCAAACUCAAAUGAUCAGAUUCAACUACUAUCCACCAUGUCCCGAAGCUAACAGAGUUAUCGGCCUUUCUUCGCAUUCUGAUGCCACUGGUUUGACGUUUCUGCUGCAAGCAAAUAACGUUUCGGGCUUACAAGUAAAGAAGAACGGUAAAUGGCUCACCGUCGAACCAUUACAGGGAGCUUUUAUCGUUAAUGUUGGCGAUCUUGUUGAGAUAUUCACCAAUGGAAGAUACAAGAGCGUGGAGCACAGGGCAAUGGUAAACCCUGAGAACGCACGCGUCUCAAUAGCUGCGUUCAAUGCGCCAGCACGCGACAUAAUCGGG